Sarcophilus harrisii (Tasmanian devil) is the source of this 4186-nucleotide messenger RNA. RefSeq names its product USH1 protein network component harmonin (gene USH1C). Gene Ontology annotation, molecular function: protein binding. Gene Ontology annotation, cellular component: stereocilium tip; plasma membrane; stereocilia ankle link complex. The transcript has 26 exons. The coding region runs from base 186 to 2861 and encodes 891 amino acids. Lineage: Eukaryota; Metazoa; Chordata; Mammalia; Dasyuromorphia; Dasyuridae. The record is from RefSeq and is a predicted model, not a curated record. Gene Ontology annotation, biological process: inner ear morphogenesis; inner ear receptor cell stereocilium organization; sensory perception of sound.
CCCUACUCCCUUAGGCUUAGGAUCCCGCCCCCUCCGUCCCCCGACCCCCUCCUACCGGCUUCCCAGCUCUGAGAUCUACUCUGCGGACUCUUUUCCCCCGUCCCGCCUCUGCCCCUCCCGGGGCUUUGUCCAGCUGCCUCCGGGCCGAACCCGGAGAACCCGGUGCGAGGUGGCCCGGCCCGAGAAUGGACAGGAAGGUGGCCCGGGAGUUCCGGCACAAGGUGGAUUUCCUGAUUGAAAAUGAUGCCGAGAAGGAUUAUCUGUAUGAUGUUCUACGUAUGUAUCAUGAGACCAUGGAUGUCUCUGUGCUGGUGGGAGACCUGAAGUUAGUGAUCAACGAACCCAGUCGCCUGCCCCUGUUUGAUGCCGUCCGGCCUCUGAUCCCACUGAAGCACCAGGUGGAAUAUGACCAGCUGACACCCAGGCGUUCCAGGAAGCUAAAAGAAGUACGUUUAGACCGAACACAUCCUGAAGGUCUGGGCAUUAGUGUACGUGGAGGCCUGGAAUUUGGCUGUGGCCUUUUCAUAUCCCAUCUCAUCAAAGGAGGACAAACAGACAACGUUGGGCUCCAGCUUGGUGAUGAGAUCGUCCGGAUCAAUGGAUACUCCAUAUCCUCCUGUACCCAUGAGGAAAUCAUCAACCUUAUCCGAACCAAGAAGACUGUGUCCAUCAAAGUGAGGCACAUUGGAAUGAUCCCUGUGAAAAACUCUCCCGACGAGUCUCUCAAAUGGCAGUUUGUGGACCAGUUUGUGGCAGAAUCAGGGGGUGGGAGGGGUGUUGUGCCCUCUCUUGGGAGUCGAGAAAACAGAGAAAAGAAAAUUUUCAUCAGCCUGGUUGGUUCUCGAGGCUUGGGAUGCAGCAUUUCAAGUGGUCCCACCCAGAAGCCAGGCAUCUUCAUCAGCAACGUGAAGCCAGGCUCCCUCUCUGCAGAGGUUGGACUAGAGACAGGAGACCAGAUUGUCGAAGUAAAUGGUAUUGACUUCACCAACAUGGAUCACAAAGAGGCUGUGAACGUGCUAAAAAGUAGUCGAAGCCUGACCAUCUCCAUUGUAGCUGGAGCUGGCCGGGAGCUCUUCAUGACGGAGCGGGAGCGACAGGCAGAAGUGCGGCAGCGGGAGUUGGAUCGGCAGGAGCUAAUGCUACAGAAGCGUUUGGCAAUGGAGUCCAAUAAAAUCCUCCAAGAGCAGCAGGAGAAAGAGAGACAGAGGAAGAAGGAAAUUGCUCAGAAGGCUGCAGAAGAGAACGAGAGAUAUCGGAAAGAGAUAGAGCAGAUCACAGAAGAUGAAGAAAGGUUCAAGAAGCAAUGGGAAGAAGAAUGGGGGUCGAAGGGCCAGCUGCUAAUGCCCAAAACCAUCACAGCUGAGGUGCACACGCCACCACCACGCAAGCCAAAAUUAGAUGAAAACAUGGUGAAGUCUCCGCCACAUGCUGACGAUGACCUGAACGGAGAGACCAAGAAUCAGCCAGUGCAGAAAGGGAAAGAUAAGAAGAAAUCUAAGCAUGACAGCCUGCAGGAGCUGAGGAAGCACAAGAAGGAAAUUGAAUUUGAGCAAAAGCUUUAUAAGGAGAAGGAAGAGAUGCUGGAAAAGGAAAAACAACUGAAGAUAAACCGACUAGCCCAGGAGGUGUCGGAGACUGAGCGAGAAGAUCUAGAAGAAUCGGAAAAGAUUCAGUACUGGGUGGAAAGGCUAUGUCAGACCCGCCUAGAGCAGAUCUCUUCCGCGGAGAAUGAGCUUUCAGAGAUGACCACCAGCCCCCCAACUUCCGUGACUCUCCUGGCCCCACCCCUGCGACGCUUCGCCGGUGGCCUGCACCUCCAUACCACCGAUCUUGAUGACAUUCCUCUGGAUAUGUUCUAUUACCCUCCCAAGCGCCCGGCCCCUCUACCACCACCUUCUGCGCUGCCCGUGAUGCCCCAUCCCCCAACCCCUAACCCUCCCUCCAAGGUCUCGGCACCCCCUGUCAUUGUACCAGCUGGCCAGGGGUCCUCAUCUUCCACUUGGGUCCGGCGCCCACCACCCCCACUCCCUCCCCCUCCGUCGGUUCCCACUCUGGACCUCAACCUAUCCCGCUCACUCCCUUCUGCCCUGGAAGAAGCCUUAGUAAACCAUGGUCUCCACUCUGGAGAUUCCACUGAACCUGUGGAAGACUGGGAACUAAAAAACUAUACUGGGAAGCCUGUGAGCUCCCCUCUCCCCGAACGGAGCUUCUCUCCAACUCCAAAGCUACUUUGUCCGAGUCCGAUGCCCCCGCGAGGUCCCGGUGUGUCCACCAUCUCCAAACCCGUCAUGAUUCCUUAUGACUUCAACUUCGUUGGCAGGCCAGUGGUCAGAUCCGAGGUUUUGCCACAAGAGAUGCUGAAAAGGAUGGUGGUUUACCAGUCACCGUUCAGAAAAGAUUUCAGGAAAUAUGAGGAAGAUUUUAACCCUUAUUCCAUGUUUCUCCCAGAGCAGAUCAUGGGGAAAGAUGUCCGGCUUUUACGGAUUAAAAAGGAAGGCUCCUUAGAUCUGGCAGUCGAAGGUGGUGUCGACUCUCCAAUUGGGAAAAUCGUGGUUUCUGCUGUUUAUGAAGACGGGGCUGCUGACCGUCAUGGUGGAAUUGUGAAAGGUGAUGAGAUCAUGGCAAUUAAUGGUAGGAUCGUGAUGGACUUCACCUUGGCAGAGGCCCAGGCAGCCCUACAGAAGGCCUGGAACCAGGGCGGGGAUUGGAUUGAUCUGGUCAUUGCAGUAUCCCCACCUAAGGAGUAUGAUGAUGAACUUUCUUCUCUUCCCUCCUCUGCAGACAGCAGCCCCCAGCCACUCAGAAAGAGCCUUGAAGGCAGCGCCCCUGUGCACAGACAUGGGUUUCUCCUGCAGCUGUAGCCCCCGCAGUAUUCCCUCAUGGUGAAUAGACAGUCUUUCCAAGGCUGGUUGUUCUGCUGCCGACCUGUCAUCUUGCACAGGUCGGCUGAGUGUUCUUUGGACUGCUGCCUGAGUCACCAGAUGCUUUCAGUACUGCUGGACAGCAUCUCUCAAAUGUGCCACUGAGGCAGAUGUUUGGCCAGAGAGAGGUCCCUGCUUUGUAAGCUACAGUAAUCGAGACAAUGGCACGAUUUUGUCAGUCGGUGCCAUGGGCUAUUAACUCGAGAGGAGGUCCCAACCUGCCUUCCGACUCAUGGCCAACCUCAUGCUUUUCUCUGCCAUGUGGUCCUGCUCUGAGCUGGAAUCACAGCCUGGCUCUUCUGUUCCAUGUUGGGUACAAAGAGUGCCACAAAACAGGACAAAGGCAUAAUUGGCACUGUGCAGGAAAAUGCUGAGUGUAAUUCUCCCCCAAUUAAAAAUGUAAAAUGUGUGUCUCUUAUCAGAUCCUGAUAUGACUGACACAUAGAAAAUGUACUCUCCUCAAUUUGCGGACCCAAUCAAUCAACAUGUAUUUAUUAAACACCUACAAUGUGCUAAGUCCUGGUGAUAAAAAUACAAAGGCAAUGAUCUUUACUCUGAGGGAGCCUCUAUUCUAAGCACCCUGUCUCCAUUCUGGUCAACAAAUUCCACUCAGAGCUGGAUCAAAUUUGAGAGUUUUUCAAGGCUGGUCCAAAGAACUGGAACUAGCAUUCCUUACAUACUUUCCUGCCUUGGAUCAUUUGAAAAAUAUUUUUUCUUGUUUCUUCUCCCUCCAUUCCUGCUCCUGUGCCAGGAGACCCAUCUGAGAUCUGUAGAGUGUGACUUUUGUGUCCCCCACCCCAUGUCAGGAGGUUCCCAUGGGCAGAACCAGCAAACAGAUGGUUAUGUCACUGGUAUGGUGUAGCCUGAAGCCUAGAAUCUGGGAACAAGCAAUAACUUGACCCUGAGCUGAUGCUGCUUGAAAAAUUUGGCCAGUUUAGCUUGUCAUUACCACUUCAGAAAACAUUCAGACUAUACGUUCCCAACUGUUUUUGUUCUGACACUCUGGUGGCCUCUGGGGGCCUCCCUCUGUCCUGGGGAGUGGGUCUGGCCUUAAGUUUUCUGUCACUUGUAAUCUCUGGUUUCCCAAGGGGUUUUCUUGGCCUGUUGUCUAUCCCCCCUCCCUCCUCUCCUUUCUGAUCUCACAAGAAAAAUAGCUCUCCUCAUCCCUUGCAGCCCUGUGAGCCAGAGCCCAAGUUGGCUAGUGUGCCCACAGGCAGAGGAGAGAGAGAGAGAGGCUUUCUGCUAAAGACAUGCAUGAGUUUUGG